Molecule: messenger RNA, 1236 nt
Organism: Coffea eugenioides
Lineage: Eukaryota; Viridiplantae; Streptophyta; Magnoliopsida; Gentianales; Rubiaceae
Product: probable receptor-like protein kinase At2g23200
Exons: 2
Coding region: 1-1236 (411 amino acids)
Molecular function (GO): protein kinase activity
Source: RefSeq, a predicted model, not a curated record
AUGGAAAUCCUUCAUCCUCCAAAAACAGUUUAUGUCCUCUUCAAUUUGUGCUGCUAUCUUUUGUUGUUCAACGGAAUCAACACCUCCGCUUACACCGUACCUGAUCGCUACUUCAUCAACUGUGGCUCAAGUGGCAGCACAACCGUCUACGGGCGGAACUUCGUCGGCGACGUCAAUCCCGAUUCUUUCACCUUGUCCACAAGCCACAGCAACAUAGCCAAAGAAGACCAAUCAUCGGAUUCAGCAUCUUCUCCACUCUAUCAAACUGCAAGAAUUUUCAGACAAAAAUCUUCAUAUGAUCUUGACCUUGUCCAGAAUGGCAUUUACGUGGUACGUUUUCACUUCUAUGCUUUCACUUCUCCAGAUAAUCUUGCUACUGUCAGAUUCGACGCGUCAACUUCCAAGUUUUCACUCCAAUCCAACUUCAGCGUCCAAAAUAGUAGCACCAGUAAAUCACCUGUGAUUAAAGAGUUCUUGAUCCGUAUCGAUGAUUCUCCUUUUUACAUUACUCCUGCUGGAAGCAAAGGAGUUUACAAUGGUUUGUUGCCCAAUGCUUUACAAGUAGUUCAUAGGAUUAGCGUUGGUGGAUUGACUGUAACACCGGACACUGAUACUUUGGGGAGAAAUUGGAUACCUGAUGAUGAUUAUUUGGUCUUCUGGGAUGCAGCCACUAACACUCCAUUUCGUAGUGCACCGCCUAAUUACCAGCCCGGAUCUGCAACAAAGUUUGAUGCUCCUGACCCUGUUUAUAACACUGCCAAAGAGCUGAACAUCGCUCCUAGUCAGCAAGGUGUCACUCUCCCGAAAACAAAUUCUAAUGUUUCUUGGGGAUUCAAUGUAAAUGGAAAUGCCAAAUUUCUAGUCCGGGUGCAUUUUUGUGACGUAAUUAGUCAGGCUGGUAGCGGGAAAUUGAAAUUCAAUCUCUAUAUUUAUAGUAACUUUAGCCAAAAAAUUGAUCCACAAGAUUCAACUACCGCAGCCAUGACGGCAGUUCCUUUUUACAUUGAUUUUGUGGUGCAUUCAGAUGAUUCUGGUUUUAUGAAUGUAAGUAUUGGCCCACGGCAAGAUUCUAGAAAUCAAACAGCCUUUCUUAAUGGGGUAGAGAUUAUGCAGUUGGUUAACUUUCCAGGUCCAAUUCCAGAUGGAAGUGGAUCAGGAAACAAGCAUUUGCCCGCGAUUAUUAGUUCAGUUGCUGGAGGUGUGGUUCUCAUCAUCAUUACAGUGGUAUUGUUCUGA